AUGGCCGCUCACGCACCUCCAGCUGAACCGUUGCUGGUUGUCCUAGGCUCGACAGGCACGGGUAAAUCCGAGCUAGCCGUCGAACUGGCACGGCGGUUCAAGGGCGAGAUCAUCAACUCUGAUGCCAUGCAGCUUUACGAUGGCCUGCCCAUCAUCACAAACAAAAUCAGCCACGAGGAGCGGCACGGCAUCCCGCACCAUCUUUUAGGCCACAUCCCGCUGGACGACGCUCCGUGGGACGUGGAGAAGUUCAAGACUGAAGCCAGCAAGGUUAUUGGCGAAAUUCGCAGCCGUGGAAACUUACCCAUUCUCGUGGGAGGGACGCAAUACUAUGUCGACCCUCUUCUCUUUAAAGACGUCAUCCUCGACGAUGUAAAGGCGGACCCCUCUCUGUCAUUCCCAAUCCUGGAGCAGCCUACAGACGUGCUGCUGGAAGAGCUGAAGAAGGUUGACCCGAUUAUGGCGGAGAGGUGGCACCCGAAUGACAGACGCAAGAUCCAGCGAUCACUCGAGAUUUAUCUUCAUACAGGAAGGCCUGCAUCCGAGCUGUAUGCCGAGCAAGUACAACGUAAAGCUGCGGCCGCUCAGGACGCAGGGACCAGCCUGCCUUGGGAGAAGUUGCUCUUCCGGGUUUAUUCAGAGCGUGAGACGCUGACUGCGAGACUGGACAGUCGAGUGGACAAGAUGCUCGAUGCUGGGCUGUUGAACGAGGUUCAGGAGCUGUUUGAUAUGAAACAGCGCAAGGCUGCUGAGGGACAGAUCCUGGACAUGACAAAGGGUAUAUGGCAGUCCAUCGGUUACAAGCAGUUUGAGCCAUACAUGUCCGCCAAACAAGAGGGCAAGGGCCCGGAAGAACUGGAGAAGCUAAAAAACAGCGGACUGGAGGAUAUGAAGACGGCAACGCGCCGGUACGCCAACUAUCAGACCAAAUGGAUCAGGCUGAAGCAGAUCCCACGCCUGAAGGAGCAAGGCCCCGGGGCGUUUGACAGCUUAUACGUGGUCGACAGCACCGACGUCUCACAGUUCAAGACCAAGGUUAUUGAGCCUGCUGCCGAGGUUACGGCAAAGUUUCUCGCCGGAGAGCCCAGGCCGAUGCCGACCGAGCUAUCAGACGUGGCCCGCGAGCUGCUCACGCGAGUGAGUGAGCCUCCGCCCAAGGAAACUCCGGCGAAGAAGACGUGCGAGAUAUGCCAGACGGUCUGCGUGACGGAGCAGGCUUGGCAGAGGCACAUCAAGGGCGCCGCGCAUAAGCGGGUCAUGAAGAAGAAGAAGAGGCUGGCCCUUGUGCCGGUGGAUCAGAGUCCAGACGACCGCUCCGAUGCGGAAGCGUCAUCAGAGCCUGAUGUAACCUCGCUCUUUGCUCCUUGA
This is a messenger RNA of Trichoderma reesei QM6a, 1368 nucleotides long. RefSeq lists its product as uncharacterized. The transcript is spliced from 2 exons. Gene Ontology annotation, biological process: tRNA modification. Gene Ontology annotation, molecular function: zinc ion binding; ATP binding; tRNA dimethylallyltransferase activity. The record is from RefSeq and is a predicted model, not a curated record. Gene Ontology annotation, cellular component: mitochondrion. NCBI's taxonomy places the organism in Eukaryota, Fungi, Ascomycota, Sordariomycetes, Hypocreales, Hypocreaceae. Bases 1 to 1368 code for a protein of 455 amino acids.